This is a messenger RNA of Ziziphus jujuba (common jujube), 1865 nucleotides long. Its product is annotated as pterin-4-alpha-carbinolamine dehydratase 2, mitochondrial. The transcript is spliced from 7 exons. Gene Ontology annotation, molecular function: 4-alpha-hydroxytetrahydrobiopterin dehydratase activity. The coding region runs from base 45 to 632 and encodes 195 amino acids. Gene Ontology annotation, cellular component: mitochondrion. The record is from RefSeq and is a predicted model, not a curated record. NCBI's taxonomy places the organism in Eukaryota, Viridiplantae, Streptophyta, Magnoliopsida, Rosales, Rhamnaceae. Gene Ontology annotation, biological process: tetrahydrobiopterin biosynthetic process.
GUAAGUUGUAGUUCGUAGAGUUCGAAUAUAAAAAAGUAGUGAAGAUGAGUCGAAUCUUACGGUUACAGCUUUCUCAUCUGCCUAAUCCUUUCUCAAAACCUAAGUUUCAGGUGCCUUUGACAUCGCUGUUUCACGGCUUACUCGGACGUCAUCAUGGACGUUCCAGUUUCCGAAUAUUUGAGAUACUUCAGGACAAUGUGGGAGUGUCACCAACUAGAAACCCAGUUUCUGGAUUUAGAACCUUUUGCACUAGUAAAGGAGAUCUAUCAGCAAAGAAGUGUGUGCCCUGCAACUUGAAGGAGUUGCGGCCCAUGACCAAAGAAGCCGCUAACAUUUUAAUCACAAAGGUGGAUGGAUGGAAUUUGGUCAACGAAGGUGGCGUACUAAAACUGAAGCGGUCAUGGACAUUGAAGAGUUUCGUUAAAGGAUUGGAAUUUUUCAAGCUUGUAGCCGAAGUUGCGGAAGCUGAAGGUCAUCAUCCUGACCUUCACCUUGUUGAAUGGAACAAUGUAACAAUUGAGAUCUGGACACAUGCAGUUGGUGGGUUAACUGAGAAUGACUUCAUACUUGCUGCUAAGAUAAACAAUAUUCAGUUUCAGCAUCUACUGAGACGGAAAGUUGGUGGUAGUUGAACUGUCGGAUUUCUAUGAAUUGCCUGGAAAUAAUAUGGUUUUGUAUUUUAUUUUUUUUUGUAUUUUUUUUUUUUAUUUUGGCCCUUUCCCUUUUUUAAGUGGUAUGGUUGUGUCAUGUCAUAUUUGGUGCUUUUGGCUGAAAUGGAUAGAGCGUUCAAGGGGUUGUUUUUUGGAUAUGAAGAUAUUUGAUACGAAAAAUGUUUUGACUUUGUUGUUUUUAGUGAUAGAGAAAUGAUGAACUCCAUGUAUGGACGUUUUUAGUUGGUGAGAUGACAUGAUUUUAAUUUGUUGAUUGAAAAAAUAACUAUUACUACAACUUAAAUAAAAUUAAACGAAGAUGAAUUUUUAAAAGAUAAAUAUAAUUAAAUAUAAACUAAUAAAAUAUUAACAUCUUAUUAUUAAAUAAACAUCUUGGUAUACUUUUGGACACUAUCAUUAUUCUUUAUGCUAAAAACUAGCAUUCCUUCCAACAAAAAACAAAACACUAGCAUACUCCGACUUUAAUUUUCUUAUACCAAAGUAAAAGUACGAUGAAAAAUAUGCAAAUACAAAUUUACCAGACUUAAGUUUUGCUCUUUAUAUUUUUAUUUUAUUUUUGUAUUUUUUGGCUUAAGUAUUUCCAUUUUCCUUACCUGUAAUAAAAUGUAAAAAUAUGAAAUUUAAGCGUUCGUUCUAUCAUAUCAGUAAUGGAAUUAAAUUUGCUGUCAGUUGCAUUGAAUUAUAACAAAAAUAUCAAUACAAAUCAUAGAAAAUCUAGAAGAGUAAAAGGACUGCCUUAUGUCUAAGUAUCAACAGGAAUACGACAUAUGAAUGCUUGAUUAUGUAAAAGCGAGAAACCUGGUGGAAAGAGGAGAGGAAAAGUUCUUUCUCUGAACCAUUUCCGUCCUUCUUUGCUUUUUUAGUUACCAGGAUAUGAACAUGGACAGAAUCAUAAAAUCUCCCUUGUGCAUAUUUAUUUCUAAAAAGAAUUAAAACGAAUAACUUUAUCUUACAAGAAGUCAAGCUCUGCCGUCACCUCCACCAUGCUUUUCACCCCCAAAGCUUUCGGUAGAUUUACAAACUCACCUUCAUUCCCUAUGCUUUCUAACAUUAUAUUCCACAAUUGUCUACAUAAGGUAUAAUCCACUUCUGUGGAAAUAAAUAGGUAGCUUCAAUACUUGAUUUGGAGGGGCAAUUUUCAUCUUCAUCACAGCUUAUAUCGCUUUUAUAAUUGUCUAAACAGUGCCCUGCCCU